This is a messenger RNA of Lampris incognitus (smalleye Pacific opah), 2760 nucleotides long. It is a transcript of the gene minar1, whose product is annotated as membrane integral NOTCH2 associated receptor 1. The coding region runs from base 1 to 2760 and encodes 919 amino acids. Gene Ontology annotation, cellular component: plasma membrane. Lineage: Eukaryota; Metazoa; Chordata; Actinopteri; Lampriformes; Lampridae. Gene Ontology annotation, biological process: negative regulation of cell population proliferation; negative regulation of TOR signaling. The record is from RefSeq and is a predicted model, not a curated record. The transcript is spliced from 5 exons.
AUGGACCCCCCUCCCGAGUACCCUCUGUUCCUGGUGCGGAUCCUGGAGGAGCUGGACAGCAAGCACAGCACCAUGUCGUACCAGGACCUGUGCAAGUUCCUGUGCGCACGUUUCGACCUGAUGCACCUCGCCAAGCUCCGCAGUCUGCUCUUCUACACGGCCUGCAUGGACCCGGCUUUCCCCGCCACGCUCUUCAAAGACAAGAUGCGCUGCUCCGUGGAGGACCAGCAGUCGAAGAAGCUGAUGGUGGCCGCUGACAUUGUCACUAUGUUUAACCUGAUCCAGAUGAACGGGGGCGCGGCCAAAGACAAGCUCCCGGUGAUCCACAGGGCCAAGCUGUACAAGAACAAGCCGUUGCAGCCGUGCAGGUCCGAGACAGAUGCCUAUGAGUUCAAGGAUUGCGAUAGGGUGGGGUACGAGCACACAGAUCAUCCCAGAGAAGGACACCACCACCAUCACCACUACCACCAACACCACCAACUCCACCAACACCCAGUGUCCCCGAAAGCCCCUCCCUGUCCUAAAUUAGAGUGCAACAACUGCCAACAGUUCAUUUCCACCUCGGACCCCAACUUCCUUUUGGGCGUCAGCAAGGAUUUAAAAUGCCGAGCGGUGUCUCUGGAAAAGCUGCAGCAUCUGCCCCAGUACUCUAGUGGCAGUCCGCCCUCCCCACCCUGCGAGAUGCAGAGCACCUACUUUCCUAUGGACAUCGACAGCGAGUCCACCACGGACCAGGACUCUCUUCAGCACAUCAGCCACCCAGAGCCCUUCUCAGUUCACUCGUGUGUCCAGAAGAGGACCAUCUUCAAAGAGGACUUUCACAAUCUCCAGGCCUUCUCCCCGCAGGUCAUCACCACAGAGUCCAAGCAAGGCAUUAAGGCUGGCGUAGUCUACCACAGGAGGGAGCUCCACAAGCCCGUUACCUUCUUCAACCGCAGCUUUGAACUGCCCUACAACAACCCCUACUUCGAACCCACCCUGAAUCCGCCUGUCCAGGACAGACGACACGUGAAACACGAGAGCCUGGACGAUCUGCAGGCGUCCACCUACUUUGGCCCGACCACAGUCUCCGAGAGCGUGAGCAACCGGAGGCGUGCCAACAGGCCGGGGAAGCAGCCAGCGUGGCCAGUGAAGAGCCUCAGCCUCAACGCCGAGGAAGGGCCUUCAGAUUUUGUCAGGCCCUUUCUAAACAGCAAGCCGCUCAAAGAGAACCACCGCCACAACAUCGGCAUCGUAACCAGCGACAGCGAGCAGCGUUUCCAGAGCCCCAAGCUCAAAGCCGCUGCCUCGGCCUCGGCCUCGGGGUUUGUCAAAAAGACGAAUGGAACAGCGGUGAAAGAGGUGGCAACCAUGGCAUGUGGUCCUGGGGGUUUGGACAAGAGAGAACCUGCAAAAAGAUACAGGGACAAACACGUGAACGGUUUAUCGUUUCAGGAAGGGGUGUUAGACUGCUCGGCCAGUGUCGGGACGCAGACCGAGCAGGCAGAGCACACCAAGGUAAAGGAAUACCCUGCCAAGUAUGGUGGAAGAGAAAGACACGCCUUCAAACACUCGGAUGAGGACUCGGAGAUCGUCAGUGACGACAUAAGUGAUAUAUUCCGUUUCCUUGACGACAUGAGCGUGUGCGACUCCCUGGGCCUCAUCCAGUCGUCGUGCUACAACAGCAACGGCUCCCUCUCUCAGUUAACGCUCAGGUCGGACGGUGACAGCUCCCCGGACCGCAACACGGUCAAACUGGCCAAGUCCAAGCUUGACCGCCUCUUUCAGUCUCUGGACAACACGGACGACGAGCUCAAGUCCAGCGUGUGCAAGCUGGUGAUGCGGAUAGGGGAGAUCGAGAAGAAGCUGGAGUCUCUCUCGGGGGUGCGUGGGGAGAUCUCUCAGGUGCUCUCCAAACUCAACAAGCUGGACGAAAAGAUCCAGGAGCCGGAGGCCAACGGGAGACAGGUGGCGGAGGCGGCGGCGGUGGCGGCGCCCCACCCCGACCCCACUCUCUCCCCACACGUCUUCCAGUGCCACACCACGGGCCACAACAUCAAGGUGGACAAUGGUGCCUCGGGCGAUUGGUGCUGCUCAGAUGGGAGUAACAGCGAGAGCCUGAGGGUGAAGGCCCUGAAGAAGAGCCUGUUCACCAGGAGGUCGUCCCGCUCCCUCAACGAGGAGAACAGCGCUCCUGAGGCAAAGGUGCCAAGCAUUACCAGCUCCCCCCGUGACUGGAGGACGGUGUCUUACUCCCCACAUGCUGGGGAUGAGGGCAAAGACAGGGACAGAGACAGCAAGGACAGACACAGGAAAGCUAAGGAGCGAGAGCGUCAGUAUGAGCUCCCCCAAAACCACCGGCCCACAAAGCCCCCCAAGGACCCCUGCCUGAUUGAACAGGUGUUCUCGCCACAUCCUUUCUCCUCUUCAGCCAAAGCCCACAUGAAGGGCAGUCCGCUGUACACCGACCUGAGGCUCACCGGAUUAUCUGAUGGCAAGCGCAGCCAGCCGUCCUGGACUAGCGAGGAAUACAAACGCAACUCAGGGGAGAAGGGCAAGCAACUGACUGCCCUGGACCUACAGACCCAGGAAUCCCUGAAUCCCAACAACCUGGAGUACUGGAUGGAGGACAUCUACACACCAGGCUAUGAUUCACUGCUUAAGAGGAAAGAGGCGGAGUUCCGCAGGGCCAAAGUGUGUAAGAUCGGUGCACUGAUAGCAGCUGCAACCUGCACUGUGAUCCUAGUUAUUGUUGUUCCAAUAUGCACCAUGAAAUCAUGA